This is a messenger RNA of Drosophila hydei, 2254 nucleotides long. RefSeq lists its product as uncharacterized. Lineage: Eukaryota; Metazoa; Arthropoda; Insecta; Diptera; Drosophilidae. The record is from RefSeq and is a predicted model, not a curated record. The transcript is spliced from 3 exons. The coding region runs from base 1 to 2070 and encodes 689 amino acids.
AUGCAACAACAGCAACAACUAAAGCAACAACAGCAACAACAACAACAACAACAAAUGCGCUGCCAAAGCUGUCGACAACGUCUGGGGAUCAAAAAGAUUUGGCUGCCGCUUAUCAUCUUCUUUUCACUGCAGCUCGCCUUGAUACACGCGGAUGAGGUCGAGGUGGUGAAGGCAAUCGCUGGCGGCGGCGGCAACGACGAGAUCUCCCUUGGCCUGAGCGAGCAAGACAAUGAGGUGGAUCAAAUGGCGCUCGAAUCGGAACAGGAAUUGCAGCAGCAGCAGCAGCAGCAGCAGCAACAACAGCAGCAGCAGCAACAACAACAGCAGCAACAGCAGCAGCAGCAGCAACUACAACAACAGCAAUCCGUUUCCAUGCCCAAGGUGCAGGUGCAUUACCCGCACAAUGGUCUGCCGCAGGCGCCGCCUGGCCUCAGUUUGAGCCUUGGCAACAAUCAUCAGAAUAUACCGAUGAGCUUUGGCCAGCCCUUCGGACCGCCACCGCCGCCCGGCGCACAAUUCUAUAAGGGACCACCGCCGCCGGCACCACAGCGACCCUUGGUGCUGCCGCCAUCGCAGCAGCAGCAGCAGCAGCAGCAGGUGCAACAGGUGCAGGUGCAGCAGGUGCCAUCGCUGGCUGAUCUGAGCGUGGGCGCCUCCAGCAACAAUGAGAUCUGGGCCUCGCCCGUCCAGGACAUGCCCAAGAUCGUGUCGCUGGACGUCAAGUGCGAGAAGAACGGCAUGAAGGUGUUUGUCCAGUUCGAUAAGCCCUUCAAUGGCAUCGUCUUCUCCAAGGGCCACUACAGCAACAUGAACUGCGUCCAUUUGCCCUCCGGCCUGGGUCGCAGCUCGGCCAGCUUCGAUAUUGGACUACACGAGUGCGGCACAGCUGGCAAUACGGACAACUACAAUCAGGGCUAUGGCCACGAUGCUGGCGGCAGCGCCGGCGCUGGCACCUACUUCGAGAACAUCAUUGUCAUCCAGUACGAUCCGCAGGUGCAGGAGGUAUGGGAUCAGGCGCGCAAGCUGCGCUGCACUUGGCACGAUCAGUACGAGAAGAGCGUGACCUUCCGACCCUUCCCGGUGGACAUGUUGGAUGUGGUGCGGGCCGAUUUCGCUGGCGACAAUGUCGGCUGCUGGAUGCAGAUCCAGGUGGGCAAGGGUCCAUGGGCAUCGGAGGUCUCUGGCCUGGUCAAAAUUGGACAGACCAUGACCAUGGUGCUGGCCAUCAAGGACGACGACUCGAAGUUCGAUAUGCUGGUGCGCAACUGCGUUGCACACGAUGGCAAGCGGGCGCCCAUUCAGCUGGUGGAUCAGCGUGGCUGUGUCACCCGACCGAAGCUAAUGUCCCGCUUCACCAAGAUCAAGAACUUUGGCGCCUCCGCCUCGGUGCUGUCGUACGCCCACUUCCAGGCCUUCAAGUUCCCCGAUUCGAUGGAGGUGCACUUCCAGUGCACCAUACAGAUCUGUCGCUACCAUUGCCCGGACCAGUGCAGUGCCGAGACCAAUCUGCAGGAUGUGCACCACUUGCAGGUGGGACCCGAGUCCCAGUACGGACCACCACCUCAGCUACAUGGCGAUGCGUAUCAUGUGGCCAGUGCGAUUGGCAAGCGACGCGAUGAGCGACGCGUCCAGAGGCGUGCGCGUGCCGUUGCCGAGUCCACGGAGCAAGUGGGUCUCAAUCGUAUCAUCAAGGUGGUAUCCUCCGGCGACCUGACCUUUGCCAUUGACGAACAGGCGGCAGCCGGUGGCGGCAACAACAGCAGCAGCAACGGUGGCUCCACCUUGCCACAGACAAUGGUCUUUCCGCUGCGCGAGGAGGGACUCAUUUGCAUGACUACGCCGGGCUUUGCCAUUACGCUGAUCGUGCUGCUUGGCAUUCUGGUGACAUCGUGCUUGAUUUCCGCCGUGCUCUACGUGCGACUGCGACCCUUCUCCAGCUUUGCAGCCAAGGAGCGCGCCGUCGCCUUUACGAAUCCCCAGCUGGCCGCCGGCCCACUGCCCGUCAUCCAUUUGCCAUCACCGGCCGAGGCACUGGCGGGCACGCUCUCCAAGAAGCGAUCGCUCUCAUGAACGUCCAUUUCACAUUGUACUAGUUUAGGCCAUGAAAUUAGCUAAUUGUCUAAUGCAUUAGUUAAAUAUCAAUAAUUGCAUAAUGCCGUUAACUGGGCUUAAGCCCGCCUCUGCCCAGACUUUCUAUCUAAAGCCAGGUCUCUGCCUCACUCGCCCUUAGUUUCUUUCUACUACUUGCUCAGUC